Photinus pyralis (common eastern firefly) is the source of this 518-nucleotide messenger RNA. Its product is annotated as allergen Tha p 1-like. NCBI's taxonomy places the organism in Eukaryota, Metazoa, Arthropoda, Insecta, Coleoptera, Lampyridae. The record is from RefSeq and is a predicted model, not a curated record. The transcript has 2 exons. The coding region runs from base 48 to 455 and encodes 135 amino acids.
AGACAGCAGUCAAACGGUAAUUAGUCGUUGUAGUGAAGAAGUGAAAAAUGAAGACCUUACUUGUUGUACUUUUUUUUACCAUCAUUGCCGCAACCUGGGCACGUCCCAAGGAACUUUAUACUGACGAAUUCGAUAACAUUAACGAAGACGAAAUUCUCGCAAGCAAACGUCUCGUAGACAACUACAUCAAUUGCGCCAAGACUGGUAAAAAAUGCUCCCCAGAUGCACAAAAGUUUAGAGAAUUGGUUCCUGACGCUUUAAAGACACGAUGCGAGAAAUGCACCGAAACCCAAAAGAAGAAGAUUAAGAAAAUCCUUAAAUGGAUCGUUGAGAAUAGGCCCAAUGACUUCUUAGAAAUCGAAUCUCUAUUCGAUAAAACGCACGAGUACAGAACUUUAUACGCAGAUGACCUGAAGAAGGAAAACAUUGUCCUACCUCCACUAAAGAAGGCUUAACUAAUUUACUAAAUUUUAACAAAUGUAAUAUAACUAGAAAUAAACUGUUUGUUUAAAAUUGCG